UAUGCUUGUGAAACCUGGCCUCUCUGAGCUGAGGACGUUAAAUAAAUAAAUAAAACACUUGAGGAGGUAGUUCAAUUGACUUUCAGUUAUCCAUCAUCUUCAAGCAAGUUGAUGUAAAUCUUCCAAAUCAUGGGUUGAAAAGGCUACAAGUGAUUUAAAGUGAUGGAGACCAGCAGAUCCUAGUGAAGUAACCCCUGAGAUUUUUAAGAAUAAUGGUGCAGUUUUAACAUUCGGAUUAACUGAAAUUUUAGUUAGAAUCUGGGAAGUGAACAUAAUUCCAUUUGACUGGUCUCGAUCGCUGAUCGUCCCAGCUUAUAAGAAAGUACAAAAGUCCCCUUGUGACAAGCACAGAGGGAUCAGUUUAAGUAAUAUAAUGUCUGAAAUAUUAGCCUCAAAAGUGCUUCAACGUCUAACUAGAGGUCGUGAAGAGUAAACCCGAGAAAACCAUGUUGGACCGAAUAUUCACCCGUAAGCAGGUUCUGGAACAUAGACAUACUACCGAGUAAGCAAUGCCUGUGUUAUGGAUAGGGUACUAGUUAAGGAUGAUAAAUUGACUGAUAAGGUGGUUAUUGAAUCUUCAUCAGCUGAGGUGGUUGGGACAUGUGUUAUAUUGCCAAACCAAAACAUGUCAUUGGUGGAUGAAGUGAUUGAGGAUUGUACUGAGCCAUUUUAACAGGUGUAGAUUAGUUUGUUGGGGUCGGGUUGAUUACAUAAUAUUGGGUAAGACCAUUAGUAAUGAUAAUAAACAGUGGUUAUGUACUUUGGUCGAACUGGCUCGAAAUCAUUUGGAGUAGAUCAGGUGCAUCCAUCGUUUGUCUUGCCUCAAAUUCUGAGCCUCUGAAUUCAUCAUACCUGUUUUCUUCUGUUUUUCUUGCACUAAUCUAUAUUUUCUUUUCAAGUGGUAUAUUCGACACGUAAUCACCACCGAUACUGUUACUACCUCUCCUAUUCUGUGAUUUGUCCUGACAGUCUAUUCUAUCUGUGUGCUAAUGAGGUAUGGUAACUUGAACCGAUAUACAUACGUUCUAUUUGACUGAAUGACUACAUUUCUGUUUGGUACUCACUUAUGGGAUAGUAGUCACAAAAACUUUCUUGCUUUCUUUAUUUUCGAUCUGUUACCCGUAGCAUUUAUAAAAGCACGUAUUAUAAGCAAAAAACGUUUUCAUUGGAUUACAGCAUUUAUUGCUAAACUUAAAUCAUACCAUUUAAAGUAUUAGCAAGUUUAAAACUGUACCUGAGCACUUCGGUGACUUUCUUCUGUUACCCUGCCAUACAAAAUUAAGAUUUGUAAAGUUACAAACCUUACCUUGAUUUCGUGGUUUCUACCUUACGAGUAGCUUCCAAAUAAAUGAUGGAUUAUUAUAGAAUGUAAAUAAAGGCACUGGCUCGUGAACUCAUUCAACGGAUUUUAUCAGCUAAUUUGGCUUUCGAUUUCUUAUAUUUUGUAACUCCUCAGUGUAGUAUGUUGCGCGUCCGACAUCAGCUGCUACGUUGACGUGACUCGACUGAGCUAUAUUGACUGGAACACGUGUUUCUUUUGGUCCAAUUUUAACAGGUAGGUUAGUUGGGGAGUGGUACGACCAAAACUAGCACUGUAAUGUCAGAGGGCGAAGUUUUACUGCUUACUGUAGAGGUGCGUAACAGUAGUAAGUUGUCCCCCUUGAGUAACCAGCAUCUAGAGCAAUGCUGCCUUUUCACAACGGAAGGAAGAGGUCAUGAAAGCUCGAUCCUAAAAAUCAAAUCCUACUGACUCGAGCUCGUAUGAAGUAUAGGGUGAAUUCUACAAGAAGCAUUCCAACCUUCAAAAAACUAAGCACUCUGAUGCAAUAAUAAUGUCUAUUGAUUGUCAUGUUCAAGUAGGUGGACUAAAGCAAAGAGAAAGGAACUUAGGUGAACCUCAUGGUGUCUGAGCUCAUCGAACAGAUAAUUGCAGCCAUCUGUUGCAACUAUGCUCAGAUACUCGUUUAUUUCAAGCGGGCAUCACUCACAACCAACUCAACGGUAGAUUCAAAUAGACCAUAUUGACAUCAUCUCUCAUUGGAGAGUCUCAAUGGAAGAGUGCCUCUCAUUCCGGAGCACACGUAUAGAUUGAAAUCAUGCUCUCGUUGGCGCACGUAUUUGUUUGGUGGAGUUGACUAACUAUUAUAAACUUCUAGCUUUCAAAGAUUAAUGUGCUCACAACGUUUUUCGUAGCUAGUUACGUUACUUUUUAUGGUCUCCGUUGUAUUUCUGUACGUUUAGGUACAUGGAUGUUGCAAUAUUUCUUAUUAUAGUUAAUCUAAUUUACAGAAUUCUUGGCACAAAAUGUAUAACGACAUCCUAUUAGAUGACUAUUAAUUUAACUUUUGAUGUACUGCAGAAGUAGUCCGAUUUUUUCCUAAAAUACAGACAAAAAGCUUUUUCACAGAAACCGUUACUGAUCCUAACAAAUAGUUUUACGUGAUAGGGUACAUGAGUGAUAUUAUUUUGUUUAGCAAUACGAAGUUUGCAACUUUAAGUCAUAACUCGUAAUCAAAACUUUAAAAGCUUAUCUACUCAAUUUUUUUAAGUAAAUAUUUUUUAAUGUUGUGUAUUCGUGCGCACUUUUUACAUGCUCAAAUAUUUUUAGAAUUUUGAAUAGCUAAAUUCUGAUUAGGUUUUUGGCAUAUGUGGAAUUGAUUUUUAUUGAUUAAUACGCCUAUUUACAUUCUGGUGAUCGCUAUUUAGGCAUAAUUUUUCCUGUUAUUAACCUUAUUGUUAAGACCUAUGUCUACUCCACAUACAGAAGUGAACUCUGGACAAACUGAAUUAGCACCCAUUAGUACAGUUGGGACUGAUAUGUCAAGUAAUACAUUAUCGAUUGGUGUCCCUCUUCACACUCUUGGUCCCAUUGAAGGGCAAGAUGGACUCAGUUUGACUAGACAAGAAAUAAAUCGACUCAUCUUGGAGUAUUUAGUCGUUGAAGGUUACAAAGAUGUUGCUGAAAAAUUUAGUCGUGAGACGGGAAUUGUAGAGCCUUUAAAUGAGUUGCAAGUUGCAGGUGCAAGUUUGAAUGAUCGUAUGUGGAUUCGUGAAGCAGUUUUGUUAAGGAAAAUUGAAGACGUUAUUGAUACAGUGAAUCGAUUAUGGCCUGAACUCUUUGAUAAAAACCCUUUUAUCUACUUUCAGCUUCGGCAGCUGCAAAUGCUAGAACUUAUUCGGAACAAGCGUUUAGAAGAAGCCCUUAUAUUUGCCCAGUCGUAUUUAGCGGACCCAGUAGCCAAACGGUUAUCAGAACAUCCUCAAUUAUUGAAUGAAAUGCAAAAUACUAUGGCACUAUUAGCUUUUGAUAAUCCUGCUGAAAGUAUUUAUGGCAAGCUGCUUAGUCCUCAACACGCUGAAGUGGUUGCAGGAGCACUAAAUCGAGCUAUACUUCGACAUAUCGAAUCAUCAGGAGAUGAAUUCGAUACAUCAGAAGAGGGUAAAGGCUCUGUGACUGCGAACUCUAUGGGUUAUUCCGGUGUCUCAUCCACUGUACCACGAUUGACAAAAAUGAUGGCGCUGUUACUACAUUUCCGUGAUUUAUCACAGCUUGAACUUCCACCAGAAUUAGCCUCAUUAUAG
Molecule: messenger RNA, 3582 nt
Organism: Schistosoma curassoni
Lineage: Eukaryota; Metazoa; Platyhelminthes; Trematoda; Strigeidida; Schistosomatidae
Source: the annotation of a GenBank genome assembly